AUGACGGACAGUGGAAAAAUGACUUAUGGAAAUUUGAUUCUUAUCACUGAUAGAUGUUCCACUCCUUCCUGGGCAUUUGAUUUAGUAAAAGUUACUAUAUCAGUUUCAUCUGGAUGUAGCUUUCGUGUGGUUUUUUGGGGGGGUAGGUUGUCUCACCAAGAAACAAGUUCAGUGAGGUGCUAUAAACACUGUGAGCCACUGUUUCCCAGGGAGCUUGACCUACUAAAGAAUAUUCAGGAAACCUGUAUGCAUUGAGUAGUUUUCCUGCAGUGCCAUAUGCCUAACUCAAGGUGUGAGACAGAUGAGAGUAAAUUCUGAAUGUGUAGGUAAAGUGCACUCAAGGUGGUGACAUACAGAACACUAUGCUAUAGAUGUCUAUAGAUCUGGUGCAUUUUGCAUGCAAGGUAAAGGUAAAGGGACUCCUGACCAUUAGGUCCAGUCAUGACCGACUCUGGGGUUGUGGCGCUCAUCUCGCUUUACUGGCCGAGGGAGCCGGCGUACAGCUUCCGGGUCAUGUGGCCAGCAUGGCUAAGCCGCUUCUGGCAAACCAGAGCAGCGCACAGAAACACCAUUUACCUUCCCGCCAGAGUGGUACCUAUUUAUCUACUCGCACUUUUGACGUGCUUUCGAACUGCUAGGUUGGCAGGAGCAGGGACCGAGCAACGGGAGCUCACCCUGUCAUGGGGAUUCGAACCGCCGACCUUCUGAUCGGCAAGUCCUAGGCUCUGUGGUUUAACCCACAGUGCCACCCGCAUCCCAUGCAAACAUUCAUGUUAAAGCAAUAUGAUAAUUAUAACCAGGUUUGGAUACACACGAGGGCAUUUGUACCAACCAACACAUCCUCAGACUUCUAGCCCUGACUUAUGCUGUGCAAAAUUGCUUUUCUCCUCCCGUUACAGAAUAAGGAUGUGGAAUAUGUGAAUUCUGAAUAUGGGAAGAACGCAGUGAGACUGCUGUACAUUAGACGAGAGGGCACGACUCACUGCAUCAAAGAACUGGAAGUAUCUGUGCAUAUAAGGCUGAACACCGUCAACGAAUUCUUGAAUUCUGACAACAGUCAAGUGAUCCCCACAGACACCAUAAAGAAUACAAUCCAAGCUUUGGCCAAAUGCCGAGGGGUAUGUUUUGCAAAGCACUCUUCCAACUGUUUUUUAUUUAAUCUUUGUGUAGCUAGAUAUUGUCUUAAUGAAUUGCAUUUUUAUGAAUUGCAUUCCUAUUGCAAAAUCAGUCCUCGGGCAAAAAUAAUAAUGAGAGUCUGUGACAAUUCAAAGAGCAAGGAACAGAGAGAGAGAGAGAUUUGGCCACAGAUGGAUCGUAUCAUGUGAUACGACCCAUCUGUGGCCAAAUCUCUUUCUCUUUCCUUUCCUUUUUGGUAUUAUAACUCUUACAGAGAGCUAGGAGUGUCAGCCAACAACGACUGGCAGAUUUAUCUGGAUGCAAAGGUAAAUGUAAACACCUUUCCAAAGGAAAAGAACAACAAAAUUCUUAAGAAAAGCUUUUUCCAAAGAGGAAACACAAGAUUGCUAGUAUUAUUGUGGUAAGUGUGCAGUCUUACAAGCCUUUCAGUCGAUGAAGAUUGGCACAGCUAUUAUUCAUGUACAGCAGGGAUAGCGAAGCUGUGGUCCUCCAGAUUUGUUGGCUCCAAAUCCCAUCAGCCCCAGCCAGCAUGGUCCAUGGUCAGGGAUGAUGGGAACUGUAGUCCAACAGAUUCCACUAAGCUUCCACUGAGUGGAAGCAUCUUGCACAAGCCAGAAGAGAUCUAUUUCAUAGAAUCAUAAACUCCCAGAAUUGCAGAGAUGGAACAUGAAGGUCAUCAAUGCAGGAAUCUUCUGCUGAAUGUCAUGAGCUAACCCAGGGAUUUGUUUUGUCUUUAACUUUUGCUAGCAGUUGGAAGAAUCACAGGUUUCCUUUUUCCAGAGUAUUACGGGCAAUUGGCUCAAUAAAGACAUUUAUUUUAUAAACUAUACAUUUCAUAAUGCCUGCUUGACUGCUUCACCCAUUUAAUCAAGAGGUUUGCAAUGACAUGAACGUAUUGCAAAAAAUAAAAUAAAAUACAGUGUUGUGUCUCGAUAUUUAUCUAAGGGCAGAAACUGAUGGUGUCUGACGACCCUGUUUGUCUUACUAGAUCAGAACAAUAGAGGAGUUUGGCCUUGACAUCUGUGAACACUUCCUUACAUCGUUUUGCCACGUGAUAUACUGCAAUGCCUUCAUCCAAGAAGUACCAUGGCAACGCCUAGAAAAGGUAUACUGAGCUUAUACACCCCACCCAUCUGACUAGGUUGCUCCCUGCACACAGGUGGGAACAAGUGAAAAGUGGUGUUGUCAGAAGGAGGGAGGGAGGGGCGACCAAAUGUGGGCAGGGUUCAUAGGGCACUGAAUCACCUUAACAUUUAUAAGACUCCCUCCCUCCCAAACCAGCUCUAUUACUUCCCCAUGUGUUUUAAAUUUGCCUACAUUUAUUUACGCAUUUUCCAUAUUCUUCAAUCUCUAGGAUGGUGUCCCCCAUGUCCAUGCUUUUCUCUAUAGCUCAGAAGGGGUUCGGUUUUGUGAAGUGGAACGGACUCUGGAAGGUAAGACACGAAAUUUCAUUCUUUUGGCAGAAAUCCUCAGAAACGUAACACCUUUUAUUAUUCUCUGUUGAAGAGAAGUAGGAGCAGUCAAGGCCAUUGAAGCGUUUGUGGGUGUUAGAAACAGAGGUGGGAUUUCUUGUGUUUCUGUUUUCCUUGCCCCGGAAGGCAAGAGAAAUACGGUAUUCAUACUGAGCCCCCACUCGAUUUCCCUGUUAAAAGGUGCUUUUUAAUUUAUCUGCAUAUAUCGAUUUUCUCAUUUUAAAUUAUUUCAUUAUUUCAUUGUAAAAAGAACUGACUUUUUCUCUCUUCCAUUCUCUCUCUCUCUCUUGCAGGUAGUCCGAUUGUUUUUUCUGGCAUUAAGGAUCUGAAGCUUAUGAAAACAACCCAGUCUGGAUUUCAAGGCUUCUUCAAGGAUAAAUACACCACACUUCCUGAAAGAAGAGAUCGAGUGCUGUCAAUAGAAACACUGAUCAAGUGGUGUUAUGGAGAAGGCGCAGACUGUCUUGACUACGACUGCAUAUGGUACUGUAAAAAACCAAACCAAGCCAACCCCAUUUUUGUCUAACGGCGCAUGAAAUUUGUCCACAGUAGAAGAGAUGGCUGAUAUUGAGUAUGAUUACAGCCCUCUGAUGGAUGAAAAAAAGGAAAUAUUUCGAUCAGAAAUAUCCAAAUUGGGGAAGGGUGUGUGCAUUGUCAAUUUACAGUGGAAACAAGCUCCUGUUUCCUCACAGUGAGAAGUGAAGUUACAGGGAACCAGGUAGAGGGCCUUCUCAGUAGUGAUGCCCUCCCACCAGAUGUCAAGGAGAUAACCUUUAGAAGAUAUAACCUUUAGAAGACACCUGAAGGCAGCCCUGUAUAGGGAAGUUUUUAAUGUUCGAUGUUUUAUUAUGUUUCUGUAUAUGCUGGAAGCCACCUACAGUGGCUGGGAAAACGCAGCCAGAUGGAUGGAGUAUUAUUAAUUGGGGGGAAUAUUUAUUUUGCUUCUGUCUCACUCUUACUCCACUGAUCCAAGGAAUUGAUCAGGUGCACCCAUGUGUCCCUUUAGCCGUUUCGCAGCAUCACACAGUCCCAGACCAUUCUCUGGGUACCACCUGUGCCAGGCUUAAUGCGACCACAUGGAAAGCCCUUCAUUCCUAGACACACACCCCACAUUGGAAAUUUCUUUCUUUCUCUCUCUCUCCUUCUUCUUUUCCUGACUGCACUGUUAAAAUUUAUGACCUUACCUUUAACAAGGGACAGAGCUAAGCAAGCUGAACACAGGACAUUGGCCUUGCAAGUUCACACAUGAGCUGAAUUAUAGAGAGAGUACAGAUUUGAUUCUAAUGGCUACACGUUGCUUUGAAGGAGAACUGCCCACGAGUGUACCCUCGAUGCCUUUGCCGGGCCGCCUGAAACAGGCCACUACUCGCCAUCUUACCAGAAGACGGUCAACUGCAUCCAGACCUACAUCCUGGAUAGACUCCCCCAGGUCAGUCUCGUCCUAUCUCUUUGUCCUCACGACAUGCGAUAUGCUUCAAAUAACCAUAGUCUCACGAAACCGAGCUUUACAUCAAAAACACAAAACCAAUCCAAUUCAGACGCCCGUGACUCAGACUUGAGGGGCAAUGUACGGAUCAUCGUGUAAGCUUAUAUUUUGCUUUCUCUCGGGCUAUUAUAAAUAUAAGGUGGAUAGAUAAAGAAAUUAAAAGCAUAGGAAGCCUUACACCAAGCCAGUGUUGUCUACAAGGACUGGCAGGGUGGCCGUCUAGGAUUUUAGAUAGCGUUUUCUCUCAGCUUUACCUGCAAUUGCCAAGGAUGGAAUCUGGGAAUUCUGGCUUCAGGGAGAUGUGUUUUCCAGCCCUGCUACUUCAGAUCCAGUAUGACUGGAGCUGCCCUGAAUGUAAACUCGUGUGUGUGUGUGUGUGUGUUCUCUAUGGAAUGCACAGGGCUUUCUACCACUCAGCAAUAACCCCUCUCCAUAUUCCCGCUGUUAGGGAAUGAUGAAACAAAUGUAUGGUUCUCCGUGUGAAAACAGUACCUUUUUUUGGUACUUGUAAACCCAACACGUGAUGUGACAUGACCAUGCAGUGCCUUGCUCUGCUCUUGUAGCCAAGGGCCAUGACACAUAGUAAAGGUAAAAGGUAAAGGACCCCUGGACAAUUAAAUCCAGUCAAAGGUGACUAUGGGGUUGUGGAUCUCAUCUCACUUUCAGGCCGAGGGAGCUAGCGUUUGACCACAGAGAGCUUUCCGGGUCAUGUGGCCAGCAUGACUAAACCGCUUCUGGUGCAAUGGAACACCGUGGUGGAAACCAGAGCGCACAGAAACGCCAUUUACUUUCCCACCGCAGUGGUACCUAUUUAUCUACUUGCACUGGCAUGCUUUCAAACUGCUAGGUUGGCAGGAGCUGGGACAGAGCAAUGGGAGCUCAUCCUGUCACGGGGAUUCGAACUGCUGAACUUCUGACCGGCAAGCCAAAGAGGCUCAGUGGUUUAAACCACAGUGCCACCCGUGUCCCAUGCAGAUGCAUAAUUUAGACAGGGAGAUGUAGCUGUUAUGCAUUGUUUACAAGACCAGGAAUGCCUGUGGCCCACAACCUCAAUUCAAAUCCCGUUUGUGUAAUCAAUCCGUUCAGAUUUCCGACAAAAGCAAUUUGUUCCUCUUGCAGCCUGCUGGGCAGGGAGGAAAAGGGUGAGUGAGACAGGAGGAGAGAGAAGGGCGUGUCGGGAAGAAAGAUCUGGCUCCGUCUACCAAUGACUUCAGCCCCUCUCACAGUAUUGGCAGGCUGGCCAUGACAUACCUGGCUCCCGUUACCUCGGACUUCUGCUCUCACUGCCAAGAACAGGGGAAGGAGACUUGAGUGAAUGCAGUUGUAGUGCACAGGGUCAUCCUGUGGUCUAAUAUGCGUAUGUUUUUAUGCUUUCAGAUUGAGGAAGUGGAAGUGAUCAUGUCCAACAUCCACUAUUCUGUGGCGGAUCUAGAAAAACUGGGACUGUGCAAUGACAAGGAGGUGAGGAAAUGUGUUUUUCUUCUUUUCAGGAUAAAUUGCUGUGGAGCUGUAUGGGAGUAAGGUAGGGCUAGGAAGGAUAAUUUAACAGAGUCUUCGAGCAUAUCCGCCCUGGAGAUUGAAGCCAUUUACAAAGACAUUCCCUCUCCGCAAAGAGAGGCUGGGCUUGGGGCUCUCCAACAGAGGAUUCUUAGAAACUUAGAAAGUUGCCUUAUAAGAAGUCAGAUCAUUGGUCCAACUAGCUCAGUAUUGUCCUCAGUGAUUGGCUGCUGCUCUCCUGGGUUUGGUUUUCAGAAGGGGAACAUUCCCCAUCCUACCUGGAGAUGCUGAGAAUUGAACCUGGGACCCUCUGUACGUAAGCCAGAUGCUCUGCCCCUGAGCUAUGGCAUGAUAGCUGUGACUGACUGGGAGAGGAAGGGGCAAGGUGGUGUACAAACGUACCUCCAGCAGUGGUCCUGCUUGUGUUUGCACCACACCAAGCUCCCCAUCCCCACCCCCUCUUCCUCCUAGUCAGCAAAAGCAACACCAGUAGCUGGUCAGGUGAGCACCUCCACCUGUCAGGCUUGAGGAAUUCUCUCCCUUCUUUGAUGGCUUCAAGGAGCAGGGAGGAAACAUGAACGGUUUUGCUUAUGCUUUUAUUUAGUCCUCGUGGUGAGAGACAAAGAAUCCAGACAUCCCUCAAGGAUGGAGUUGCUCACUCUGGGCUCCUCCCCUCUCUUUGCAACAGCAUCCGACUCCACGGUGACCCACGAGAUCAAAUGCCUCUGUGUCCCAUUGCUCUUGCAUUCUUAACAAACGCCGAGUUUUAGGGGUGGUGGUGGUGGUUCAUCGAUGCUGUCCAGAGACGUUUCAGCUGGCUGCUCUGCCUCCCCUCGUUCCUCUUCAAACACCUCAUAACUCAUCUGUUCGCUUGUCUCUGAUCUGCUAUCUCCUUCCAAGUUUGGCUGUAAUUCAAUACUGUGUCCCCUUCUCUGGAAGCUACAGGAGAAGGGGAGGUGAUCUUCACCACUCCUGCUCCUCUUCAGUCCAGUCCCUGACCCCACCCCACCAACCACUAAUGGUUGUUAUUAGUAGAAGCAAUUUCUUUGCUGAAAACUCCUAUGAACAUGUGGUGUAUAGACUCUCAAGCGAGUAGUAGGUACUCCUGCUGGAGGCAAACCCAUUAACACAAGUGUCUUCCAUGUACAGAUCUUGACACCUCAGGAUACACCCUUUGGGGCUUGUGCAUCUACGCUGCGCAGGAAGAAGGACUGCCCAGGGACAUACCAGCAACGCCCCGUCGCAUGUAAACCUCGUUACUCCGUUGGAUUUAAGUCCUCCAUUGGGAUGAACUAA
Messenger RNA from Podarcis lilfordi (Lilford's wall lizard), 6888 nucleotides. NCBI's taxonomy places the organism in Eukaryota, Metazoa, Chordata, Lepidosauria, Squamata, Lacertidae. The record is from the annotation of a GenBank genome assembly.